Messenger RNA from Paramecium sonneborni, 501 nucleotides. The record is from the annotation of a GenBank genome assembly. Lineage: Eukaryota; Ciliophora; Oligohymenophorea; Peniculida; Parameciidae.
AUGAUUAAUGAUUUUACUCAAUUAGUUGGAUGGCAAGACUAUUCACAAUCAUCACAUACCAAUCAACUUAAACUUCUAUCAGAAUCUAUGGAGUAUCCAACUCCUAUUACAUCUUUCAAAGACAAAAAGUUAUUACCAAAUCUUUCAUAAUAAAGAUAAAUUACAGAAAUUAGGAGUCCCAGAAAAAAAUCACUACAUUCUACCAGAAUAUAACAUAGUCAAGUUCUCUAUUAAAUUAAAGAUGAAAAUCCUCUCAAAAAAAGAUUACCCAAUCCCAGAUAUUUUAGAGUCACUCCUUCACAAUUCAAUUUCACACUUAGUGAAGAUAAAUUCAAUAAAAUUGCCAAAGAUUCCUCACCAAAUAAAUAAAAACUCAAUAAACUUGCUCCUUUGCUCUAAAAAGUUCAUAAAGUGUAAAUUAAAAAUAAAAUUAUCACCAUAACACAAAAGUCACCUCUAUCAUAACUACACAAAUUGUUAGAAGUCUUAAAUGAAAAAUGA